Molecule: messenger RNA, 2123 nt
Organism: Aphis gossypii (cotton aphid)
Lineage: Eukaryota; Metazoa; Arthropoda; Insecta; Hemiptera; Aphididae
Exons: 10
Coding region: 169-1587 (472 amino acids)
Biological process (GO): glutathione metabolic process
Cellular component (GO): cytoplasm
Molecular function (GO): glutathione transferase activity
Source: RefSeq, a predicted model, not a curated record
UUUUAUCAUUAGUCAUUGACUUUUGAUAGUAGUUACUAGUUACUUAAGUAGUUAAGUAAUAAGUGUUAAAUAUUAAUAAUUAAUGUAACAUUCCAACUAUUAAAGUGAUUGAAUUUUCACGAAACGUAGGUUUAACUUGAGUUAAUUAGGAAGUUUUCAUUUUUAAACAUGGUUAAAUUAAAGUUUUAUUACGACUUUUUAUCUCAACCAAGCAGAACUUUAUACAUAUUUAUGAAGAAAACCGAAAUCCCGUUUGAACCAAAACCAUUAAAUUUAAGACAAGGACAGCAUCUCACUGAAGAAAUUGAAAGCUUAAAUCCUUUCAAGAAAGUACCGUUUAUUGAAGACAAGGGAACAGUUUUAAUAGAAAGUGUAGCAAUACUUCGUUAUUUAUGUCGAACAUAUAACGUUGCUGACCAUUGGUAUCCCCAAGACAUCAAAAAGCAGGCUCUUGUUGAUCAAUAUUUAGAGUGGCAACAUCAUAAUACUAGAGCUCAUUGUACCGAGUAUUUUCGACAUAAGGCAUUAUGGCCAUUAAAAACUGGCCAGGCAGCAAAUGUUGAAAAUGUUGAAAAACUAGAAAAAAAAAUGAUUGAAAAUCUAAAUUUAUUAGAAAAUAUUUGGUUAAAAGAUAAACCAUUUUUAUGUGGAGAUGAAAUUACCAUAUCUGAUCUUGUCGCUGCAUGUGAAGUGGAACAACCAAGAAUUGCUGGUUUUGAUCCGUUAGUAGAUCGUCCAAAGUUAACCAAAUGGAUAACUAAAGUUCAAUCAAAGUUUUCACCUUUUUAUAAGGAAGCACAUCAAGUUGUCGAACAAACUGCUGAUGAAUAUAAAUAUUAUGCUAGUGAAUUAAGUAAAAAGAAUCCUUUUAGGGUUCAUUCAGAUAACAUGGCAAAGUUAAUAUUUUAUUAUGAUUUAUUGUCACAACCAUGCAGAGCAUUGUAUAUGUUUUUUAAGAAAGCCAAUGUUCCGUUCGAAGGAAAAGUUGUAGAUUUACUGAGAGGUGAACAGUUUACACCCGAAUUUGAGGCCCUAAAUCCAUUCAAAAAAGUACCAGUAAUCAACGAUAAGGGAUUUGUUCUUACUGAAAGCAUAGCAAUUCUACGUUACAUUACUCGAACUCAUAAUGUGGCUGAUCACUGGUACCCUAAAGACUCAGUGAAACAAGCACAAGUAGAUGAAUACCUUGAGUGGCAACACACAAAUACUAGAAGCGAUUGUGCUCUCUAUUUUUUACAUAAAGUAUUAUGGCCUGUUAUGAAUGGAAAACCAGUAAAUGAACAAAAAGUUGCACAGUUAGAAAAAAAAAUGAUAAUUACUUUAGACUUAAUAGAAAAUGUUUGGUUAAAAAAUAAAAAGUUUUUGUGUGGAAAUGAAAUUUCUAUUUCUGAUAUUUUUGGUAUUUGUGAAAUUGAUCACACAAGAAUGGCCGGUUUUGAUCCAUAUGCCAAUCGUCCAAAUUUGUCUGAAUGGAAAAUGAGGACAUCAUCAUAUUUAAGUCCGUAUUAUGAAGAAGCUAAUGAAGUACUUGAAGAGCAUGUAGCUUUAUAUAAUGAGAAAUAUGGUAAAUUUAAUUCAAAAAUAUAAUUUUACUUAUUCUAUAAAUAACUUAAAUUAUGAAAUUUUAAAAUUUAUAUACUUAUUAAUUUAUUAUAUAGUAUCAUUAUUAAUUUACUGAAGUUAUUGUAUAUUUUUUUAGUCCCAAUUGUUCAAAUUAAUGACUUAGGUUUGGUUACAUUAAAAAUUAUUAUUGUUAAUAAUUGGUUGAUUAUGAUUCUUUUUUGAUUUGAGUUUUUUACAUUAAUGGAACACCCUAUUAGGCAUCUGGUAUUAUAAAUUUACAUUACUUUAUGCAAUUUUACAUCUCCUAAAUUAAAUGUUUACAUUAAGUGUUAGGUUUGAUUAUUUUAAUGACAUUUUUGGACUGAUUUUAUUCAUGAUUAGGUUCGGUUAGGUUGUUACUAAAAUACUAAAUCAAUGAAAAAAAUCUAUAUUAUUAUUUUUAUGAUGAAUCUUUAAACAUGUAUUGUUUUUGUUAAUUAAACUCGUAACAAUCUUGAAACAUGUAUGUAUCCGUCAAGACAAGCUUAUGUAAUAUAAUGCCUUUUCAAACUCAUAACUAA